This is a messenger RNA of Pseudozyma hubeiensis SY62, 993 nucleotides long. Its product is annotated as potential D-isomer specific 2-hydroxyacid dehydrogenase. NCBI's taxonomy places the organism in Eukaryota, Fungi, Basidiomycota, Ustilaginomycetes, Ustilaginales, Ustilaginaceae. The record is from RefSeq and is a predicted model, not a curated record. Gene Ontology annotation, molecular function: glyoxylate reductase (NADPH) activity; NAD binding; hydroxypyruvate reductase [NAD(P)H] activity. Gene Ontology annotation, cellular component: cytosol. The transcript has 2 exons. The coding region runs from base 1 to 993 and encodes 330 amino acids.
AUGUCGAAGCCACAGGUCCUCAUUUGCGGUACCAUCGUCCAUGCUCACGACGAGCUCAAGAACGACUUGGGCUCGAUCGCAGAGAUCCUCCACCUCGACACCCCAUCUCGUGCCGAGUUCUUCCAAGCCUGCUCCUCCGGCGGCAAGUACGCCAACAUCACCGCCAUCUACCGACACAACGAUUCCGUCGACAAAGUCGGCUUCUUCGACGCUGAGCUCAUCAACGCCCUUCCCGAAUCCCUCAAAUCCAUCUGCCACAACGGAGCCGGAUACGAUCAGAUCGAUGUCCACGCUGCCAAGGCUCGCGGAAUCACCGUCUCGCACACCCCUGCCGCUGUCGACGAUGCCACUGCCGACACGGCCAUGUUCCUCGUCCUCUCCAGUCUGCGUCAGUACUACCGAGCCGAAGUCAACGCACGACUUGGCAAGUUCAAAGCCGGUCUCAAACCCGCUCACGAUCCCGAAAACAAGACGCUCGGCAUCAUCGGUAUGGGUGGAAUCGGUUCCGCCCUUGCCAAACGCGCCGCCGCUUUCGACAUGAAGAUCAUCUACCACAACCGAAACCCCAACCCCAACGCCGACCCUUCCUACACCUACAUCUCCUCCCAACAAGAGCUCCUCUCCCAAUCCGACGUCGUCUCCCUCAACCUUCCCCUCAACAAAGACACCGAAAAAUCCUUCGGCAAAACUCAAUUCGAUCAGAUGAAAACCGGUGCCAUUCUCGUCAACACCGCACGUGGCGGCGUCGUCGAUGAAGAAGCCCUCAUCGAUGCCCUCAACUCCGGAAAACUCUCUAGCGCAGGUCUCGAUGUUUACCCAGCAGAACCCAAAAUCGACGAAAGACUCAUCAAGAUGGACCAAUGCAUCUUGUUGCCUCACAUGGGAACCGAGACGGUAGAGACGCAGAAGAAGAUGGAGGUCCAGGUGUUUGGUAGUAUCAAGACGGCGAUUCAGACCGGAAAGCCAAGCUUCAUCGUCAAGGAGCACAAGUAG